CAUCAAGGGCUUGCCUGACGGACCCAAUGACACUCCGUCCGCCAGCUCUGGAGUCGUGGUGAUCGAUGGAGAUAAGCAAGAGCAUGCAGAAGAUCUGCUAUGCUUACACUGCUCGGAACCUAUCAUGGACGACUGAUCUUGAUUGAUCAUGAUGCCGAAUGCUCCCCGGUAAAUUGCUGCAUCUUCGCGAAACCCCACCACCUCUUUCACUAAUGCAGGAGAGAGCGAGACGCAUGAGCGCGUGGAGCCAGCGUUCACUACGCAAGUGGGCGGCUGCAAAGCGCGCGCACUGCAACGGUUCACAUUUGGCAGUCGUAGACAGAGUGUGGGCUUGAUGAUUUGCGAGCAUUGUUACUGUAGCAGAAGCGCCGCAUUCUCAUAUGCCGACAGUGACCUGCAUCGUCGGCUGCAGCACCGGGCGCAGAUGCUGAGAGGACUGAAGCUUUGAUAUUGGCGAAGCAAAUGCACCAACUAAGGCAGGACAAUAAUAGCGUUACGAUCCGCUCUGGCGCGAGCGGCGAGCCAGGAGGUUCAGAGACGGCACGGCGCGCGGCAAGUAAGAAAGUCAUGCCAGGCUGGGCUCUAUCGAUGGGAUGGAGUCAUUACAGACUCACAGACAGCUGUCAUCGCAACGUCGAUGGCUACAUUAUACGAUCUUAGGCAAUUCUAGCGGUAUGAACCAUUCGACAGUUCUC
Pseudocercospora fijiensis CIRAD86 is the source of this 695-nucleotide messenger RNA. RefSeq lists its product as uncharacterized. The record is from RefSeq and is a predicted model, not a curated record. Bases 463 to 660 code for a protein of 65 amino acids. NCBI's taxonomy places the organism in Eukaryota, Fungi, Ascomycota, Dothideomycetes, Mycosphaerellales, Mycosphaerellaceae. The transcript has a single exon.